GCGUUGUCGUUGGCAGCGUACCCGUCAUCAUGGAGGGGCCCGAGGUGACAUUUCUGUUCCAAUUUGGCAGCAUUCGCGAUGCAGUUAGCGUGCCCGUAACCGCCCUCACGCUCAAAUCACUCAAGGAUAUGGCCUGUGAUUUCAUCAACACAAAGAUACCGGAUAGCGGACUCACGUAUCUGUCGGAGCGGAUUCUGCUGUUCGUGCACGACUACAGCACACCCAAUGUGCUGCACAUUAUCAAUUCGGCAGCGGAAGUGGUGGACGAGACCCUCGUGGAAAUUGUAUUGACAGCCAGCCCCAUCCUGUAUCCGACGUCCGAGAUGCCAACUCUGAAGCCGCACAGCCUCAAUGUGCAUUCGUACAAGGGGCCGACAUUCUGUGAUUUCUGCGGUGAAAUGCUGUUCGGCCUGGUGCGUCAGGGCCUCAAAUGCGAUGGCUGCGGCCAGAACUAUCACAAGCGAUGUGUGGUGAAAAUACCGAACAAUUGUAACCGCUCGAAUGACGCCACAUCGAGACGCUCCUUCACCCUGCAGCCGCCACGCAGCCCGUCCGGCAGCUCACAGCAGUCGCUGCUCUCCUCCGCCGAGGAGUCAACGGGCCGGAAUGACUCCAGCAGCUCUCUGAACAUACCCGGAAGACACCAGCGCACCCACUCGUCGGGCAGCCGAAACGGGCUGACUGUGCUCCGCAUCCCGCACACGUUCCAGGUGCACACCUACGGCAUACCGACGGUGUGCCAGCUGUGCAAGAAGCUGCUGAAGGGGCUGUUCAAGCAGGGGCUGCAGUGCCGCGACUGCCAGUACAAUUCGCACAAGAAGUGCAUGGACAAGGUGCCGCUGGACUGCACGGGGGAGGCGCAGCUCAGCCAGCUGCAGCUGCAGGCGGAUAUCGGCGACGGGACGCCGCGCAAGGAGCGGGACAACUUCUUUCGCGAGGAGUUCGACGACAGCGACUUUGAGGACGCGCCCAGUCCGCAGCCGGACUACGGAAAGUACGGCAAAGGGGCGAUGGGUGGCGGCGGCGUCAAUCUGGUGGCAGGCAGACCCAGGGAGCCGCCCAAAGCGCUAACCAACGCCCACAAUUCCCCCCCGGAGCUGGUCAACGGGGGGAUGGGCGACGAUGGCAGCGGCAGUGGCAGCGGCAGCGUGGGCGCUGAGACAAAGUCCAGCGAUGGGCACUCGGAGCAGUCUCAGUCCUCGUCCUCAUCCUCGCCCAGUGCCAACAUACCGCUGAUGCGCAUCGUGCAGUCCGUAAAGCACACGAAGAAGCGCGGGGGCCAGGCCCUGAAGGAGGGGUGGCUGGUCCACUUCACCUCCCUGGACAAGGCGGUCAAGCGCUACUACUGGCGCCUCGACUCCAAGACCGUCACGCUGUUCGUCUCGGAGCAGGGCAGCAAGUACCACAAGGAGCUGCCGCUGGCGGAGCUCCUGUCCAUCGAGACGCAUCGCGAUCCCCGUCCCGACUCCAACUACUGCUUCGAGCUGUGCAUGCCCAGCCUCAGCUACUACGUCGGCCAGGAUCCGCUGGUGGGCGCCAAGGAGGAGCAGGCGGUGCGGCUGCCACCCCCAGACAGCGGCAUCGGCAGCGAUAUUGCCAAGAGCUGGGAGACCGGCAUCCGGCAGGCCUUUAUGCAUGUGAACAACACACAAUGCUGUGAAUCGGAGGAGCAGGUCCAGGACAUGGGCCAGCUCUAUCAGAUCUUUCCCGACGAGGUGCUCGGCUCCGGUCAGUUUGGCGUCGUCUACGGCGGCGUGCACAAGAAGACGAAGCGCGAGGUGGCCAUCAAGGUGAUCGACAAGCUGCGCUUCCCCACCAAACAGGAGGCCCAGCUGAAGAACGAGGUGGCCAUCCUGCAGAACAUCUGCCACUGCGGCGUCGUCAAUCUGGAGCGAAUGUUCGAGACGCCCGAGCGCAUCUUCGUGGUGAUGGAGAAGCUCAAGGGCGACAUGCUCGAGAUGAUACUGUCGCAUACGCGCGGCCGCCUCAGCGAGCGGGUCACCAAAUUUCUCAUCACCCAAAUACUGAUUGCCCUCAAGUACCUGCACUCGCAGAACAUCGUCCACUGCGACCUGAAGCCGGAGAAUGUGCUGCUCUCCUCGGACGCUGAGUUUCCGCAGGUGAAGCUCUGCGACUUUGGCUAUGCCCGGAUCAUUGGCGAGAAGUCCUUCCGGCGCUCGGUGGUGGGCACGCCCGCCUAUCUGGCGCCCGAAGUGCUCCGGAACAAGGGCUACAAUCGAUCGCUGGACAUGUGGAGUGUGGGCGUCAUCAUCUAUGUGAGCCUGAGCGGCACAUUUCCCUUCAACGAGGAGGAGGACAUCAACGAUCAGAUACAGAAUGCCGCCUUCAUGUAUCCCCCCAAUCCCUGGAAAGAGAUCUCCUCCAAUGCCAUUGACCUGAUCAACAACCUGCUGCAGGUGAAGCAGCGAAAGCGCUACACUGUGGACAAGAGCCUGCUGCACUACUGGCUGCAGGACAAGCAAACCUACCGAGACCUACGCACCCUGGAGAGCCAGGUGGGCGGCGGCCGUUAUCUCACCCACGAGGCGGAUGACAUACGCUGGGACUGUGCGGGUGACAUGUGACCUGGUUCCGCGCGUGACCUGUGUGAAUCAGUGAAUUCCAAAUCCACGCCCACGCCCACCCCCAUCCUGACCAACAACACCAACACCACCGAGAGUUAUCCAGCCGCAGGCAACUGUGCUGACUGCCAUCGUCUGUCCGAGAAUUCGCCCAAGGUGGAGGCCAUCAGCGGCAAGGCACUGAAGUGGGUGCGCUUCCAUUUCUGUCGCCACAUCAAAUAGGAGUGGGUGUCCGUGUCCGUGUCCUGGGGCUACAGCAGCAGCAGCUGUUUUAUCUGCAUAAUGCACUUGGAGAAAAUUAUACCCACAAUGCCCAUCUCCAUCGAUAUUUUCAAAAGAUCUUUCCAAUCU
Drosophila obscura is the source of this 2933-nucleotide messenger RNA. It is a transcript of the gene PKD, whose product is annotated as serine/threonine-protein kinase D1. Gene Ontology annotation, molecular function: protein serine/threonine kinase activity; ATP binding. The record is from RefSeq and is a predicted model, not a curated record. Bases 30 to 2585 code for a protein of 851 amino acids. The transcript has 7 exons. Gene Ontology annotation, biological process: protein phosphorylation. Lineage: Eukaryota; Metazoa; Arthropoda; Insecta; Diptera; Drosophilidae.